Molecule: messenger RNA, 2101 nt
Organism: Phragmites australis (common reed)
Lineage: Eukaryota; Viridiplantae; Streptophyta; Magnoliopsida; Poales; Poaceae
Product: (E)-beta-caryophyllene synthase-like
Exons: 6
Coding region: 206-1870 (554 amino acids)
Biological process (GO): diterpenoid biosynthetic process
Molecular function (GO): terpene synthase activity; magnesium ion binding
Source: RefSeq, a predicted model, not a curated record
AUUGGUAGCGAUCCGCAACUCGACAUGACCGUACCUUUGAAUGGUAUUCUGAUCUACAUCACUGAUUAUUGUGCGCGCGCGUCUAUAUAAAGCCAGCGAAUCCAGCCAUCUUCUUCAACCCAUCCACCGCCCUCGAGCUCAGGCAUCGAUCAUCCAGCGCUAGCUAGCAUCCUAGCAACCUGUGUGAUCAACCCCAGCCGUUGCUAUGGCGACCACCACCACCCACGGCCCCAUCGCUCUGGCCUCGCAGUCGACGAAGCAGGACGUGCAGCACAAUCCCCGGCCGUACACCCCGAGCCCCUGGGGCGACUUCUUCCUCACCCACCAGCCGUGCACGCCGGCAGAGCUCCUGUCCAUGAAGGAGAAGGCGCAGGCCAGGAAGGAGGAGGUGAGGCGGAUCUUGCUGGACGCCGCAGCCUCCUCCGACCUGGCGCGGAAGCUGGAACUCGUCGACGCGCUGCAGCGGCUUGGAGUCGACUACCACUACAAGAAGGAGAUCGACGAGUUGCUUCGUGCCGUAUAUGAUGACAAGGAUGGAGCUUCUGAUGACCUCUAUGUCACCUCGCUGAGGUUCUACUUGCUCAGGAAGCAUGGGUACACCGUCUGUUCUGACAUAUUUUUGAAGUUCAGGGAUAAUGAAGGAUAUAUUGUAAGCAAUGAUGCAAGAUGUUUGUUAAGGCUGUAUGAUGCCGCAUAUCUUAGAGUGAAUGGGGAAGAAAUACUCGAUAAUAUUAUUACUUUCACCAAGAGUCUGCUUCAAUCUAUUGUAGAAUAUCUCGAACCAGACUUGAAAGAAGAGGUGAAAUUUGCGUUGAAAACACCUCUUUUCAGGAGACUCAAAAGAGUAGAAGCGAGGCAAUAUAUCUCAAUAUACGAGAAAAAGACUACCCAUAAUGACGUGGUAUUGGAGUUUGCAAAGUUGGACUUCAACAUUAUACUAACUCUAUAUUGUGAGGAGCUAAAAGAUCUUACAUUGUGGUGGAAAGAGUUCCAAACGCAGGCAAAUAUAUCAAGCUAUGCACGAGAUAGGAUGGUGGAGAUGCAUUUUUGGAUGCUCGGAGUGUUCUUUGAGCCCCAAUAUUCAUGUUCACGAAAAAUGCUUACACAACUGUUUACGAUGGUAUCCAUACUUGAUGAUUUGUAUGACAAUUAUUGCACCACAGAAGAAGGCAGUGUCUUCCUAGCAGCACUGCAAAGGUGGGAUGAAGAAGUAGCAGAGCAAUGCCCAGCAUACCUAAGGACCUUAUAUAUAAAUAUACUUACCACUGUAGAGGCUAUGGAGGAAGAGCUGAAACUUCAAAAGAACAAACAUGCCAAGUUGGUAAAAAGACUGGUAAUCGACAUGGCCAAAUGUUAUCAUGCUGAGGUGGAAUGGCGUGAUAAGAAAUAUGUGCCAGCCACUGUUGAAGAACAUCUAAAAGUUUCGGCACGUAGUAGUGGUUGUAUGCACUUAACGAGCCAGGGAUUCAUUUCAAUGGGAGAUCUGGCAACUACGGAGGCUAUCGAGUGGGUCUAUACCUAUCCAAAGAUUAUCCGAGCUGUUUGCAUUAUUGCACGCCUUGCUAAUGAUAUAAUGUCGUACAAGCGAGAACAAGAAUCGAAGAAUAUGGUAUCCACGGUGCAAGCUUGUGCGAAAGAAUAUGGUGUCACAAUAGAACAGGCAACAGAAAAGCUCAGAGAACUAAUCGAGGAAGCGUGGAUGGACAUCACCGAGGAGUGCCUCAGACAACCACAACCAUUGACGCUUCUGGACAGGGUGGUCAAUCUGGCACGUACAAUGGAUUUUCUAUACAAAGAUGUAGAUGGAUACACCGAAUCAUACACUAUCAAAGACACUUUGGAUUCACAGUAUGUGGAUCUAAUAUAUUAAAAUCUUAUGACAGUGGCCAUGAUCAUGCACGCCAGCUUAAUAUGAAAUCAUUGUAUAAAUGUGGACAGUUAAGAUCAGUGUUGAUGAAAUAAUGUAGUAUAUUUUAUCGAAUAAAUGUAAUGAUCUCCUCUUAAUUAGUUUGUAUGCUACGCACAGCUGUUUUUAUUUUUUGAAAUUCUAUUGAACUUGAGGCUCGGCAAGAUAUAUCGCUGGCCACCAACACAAGUAUAU